AACCUUCCAGAAGGACAAUCAUUUCUGCAGCACUCCACCAACCAGGGCUUUUUGGUAGGGUGGUCAGACGGAAGGCACUCAUCAGUAAAAGGCACAUGACAGCCCUCUUGGAGUUUGCCAAAAGGCACCGAAAGACUCAGACCAUGAGAAAGAAGAUUCUCUGGUCUGAUGAAACAAAGAUUGAACUCUUUGUCCUGAAUGCCAAGCGUCACGUCUGGAGUAAACCUGGCACCAUCCCUACGGUGAAGCAUGGUGGUGGGAGCAUCAUGCUUUAGGGAUGUUUUUUCAGUGGCAGGGACCUAGAAACUAGUCAGGAUCGAGGGAAAGAUGAAUGGAGUAAAGUACAGAGAGAUCAUUGAUCAAAACCUGCUCCAUAUCGCUCAGGACCUCACACUGGGACAAAGGUUCACCUUCCAAUAGUACAGCGACCCUAAGCAAACUUCCAAGACAAUGCAGGAGUGGCUUCGGGACAAGUCUCUGAAUGUCCUUGAGUGGCCCAGCCAGAGCCCGGACUUGAACCCGGUCGAACAUCUCUGGAGAGACCUGAAAAGAGCUGUGCAGUGACGCUCCCCAUCCAACCUGACAGAGCUUGAGAGGAUCUGCAGAGAGGAAUGGCAGAAACUUCCCAAAUACAGGUGUGCCAAGGUUGUGGCAUUAUACCCAAGAUAACUUAAGGCUGUAAUCGCUGCCAAAUGUGCAGACCCUUUAAAAGUACUGAGUAAAGGGUCUGCAUAACAAUGUAAAUGUAAUAUUUCAGUUUUAACACAUUUUCAAACAUUUCUAAAAAACUAUUUUUGCUUUGUCAUUAUUUUGUGUAGAUUGAUGAGGGGGAAAAACAAUUGAAUACAUUUUAGAAUAAGGCUGUAAUGUAACAAAAUGUGGAUUAAGUCAAUGGGUCUGAAUACUUUUCGAAUGCACUGUAUAUCUUAAUUUGGAAAAUGUUCUCUAACUUUCUUUAACUUUGAAAAUAUGGAGUAAGUUGUGUAGAUAUAUCUGUAGGGGUAACACAUCAAAUUCAUUUUAAGGCAGAAAAAUGUGAGAGAAAAAUGUUCAAGCGGGUGUAGACUUUCUAUCGGCACCGUACUCAAAUUAAUUGCCAUAAAAAAAUGUAACCAUUAUUUUACCAGGUAAAUGAACUGAGAACACAUUCUCAUUUACAGCAAUGACCUGGGGAAUAGUUACAUGGGAGAGGAAGGGGGAGGAAUGAGCCAAUUGUAAACUGGAGAUGAUUAGAUGGCCAUGAUGGUAUGAAGGCCAGAUUGGGAAUUUAGCCAAGACACCAGGGUUAACACCCCUACUCUUACGAUAAGUGCCAUGGGAUCUUUACUGACCAAGAGAGUCAGGACACCUGUUUAAUGUCCGAUCCGAAAGACAGCACCCUACACAGGGCAAUUUCUCCAAUAACUGCCCUGGGAUAUUGGGAUAAUUUUUUAGACCAGAGUAAAGGGUUCCUCCUACUGGCCCUCCAACACCACUUCCAGCAGCAUCUGGUCUCCCAUCUAGGGACUGACCAGGACCAACCCUGCUAAACUAGCUUCAGAAGCAAGCCAGUUAGACAAAAGUUAGAGGUUUUGUUGAUUACACAAAUAGAAUACAACUCAAACCAAGUGUUUUCACUUUAAACAAAAUGUUUACCCCUUUUCAGCCAAAAAUAGAAACGUCUUACUUGCUUGUAUCAAUUUGUCUGGGUUUACAUUAGAAGCAUAUUAUUCAGACCAAUGCAAUGAGGUGUAGAGAUAUUGAGAUGGAUUUGGGUCCUGUUAUUUUACGGGCGAUGGAUGGAAUUAGUAUGGCUCUUGCUAUUUUCUUAGUAGUACGGGAUUGGGUAGGAGGAUUUACAGUAUGUAAACCUUUUUCAACCACACACUUCGACACGGUAGGUGGCGGCAUGCAUCUUUCACGUUGUUUUGCCGACCGCCAGUAAUACCAAAGAAGAAGGUUCAAGCAGGCCGGAAAUCACAACAAAUUGAGCGCUGAGUUGUUCGUUGAACACUCAAAUUCAAAUAGCUACAUGGCAGCUUGCAUUUGUUAUCACCAACUGCAGACUGUAAGUAAUAAAAAAAAGUAAAUGUGCAUGAAAUCAGUGCGGUAGCAAGUAGCUGUAAUUGAUAGAAAAGGGCCAAUUUAACAGUGAAAUAUGUAUCGUGGUCGGCCUCUUCCACCUCGAGGAGAGUACCCGCAGCAGUGCGAGGGCCGUGGUCCUACUCCUGUCCGGCCUUAUCCUGGGCCACCGUUUAGAGAAGAAAGAGGCAGGCCCAGACCUCCUUUUCAGGGUUACCAUGACGGGCCUCCAGACCCGUACAGGCGUUCUCCACCGCUCAGGAGGUAUCCUUCUCCCGGUUCAGUAAGUCACAGAGGUCCAGGCGGUGAAUAUUGGGGCAGCGGCCCUCUCCCAAGAGAAAGCUCUCAUUCUUCUCCCCGUGGUGGCAUCCCCACAGACCACAGUCUGGUAAUCACUGUGGGCAAUGAAUUGACUGGACCACCUGGGGCAGGGCUCCCCUCAAGAGACUACCCUCCUUACCUGCCAAAGAGGUCCAGUUACGAUGGCCCUGACGACCGUGGCCCCAGGAGGCAGAGUCCCAGCAGAGGGAGAAGCCGACAUCGUAGUCGCAGCCCGGGAAUCAGGGGACGGAGCAAGAGCCGUCCUCGUAGUCGCAGCCCUACAAUGGGGGGACAGAGUAAAAGCCGUGCCAGAACUCGCAGCCCUGCAAUGGGGGGAAGGAAUAAAAGCCGUGUCCGAAGUCGCAGCCCUGCAAUGGUAGGACAGAGCAAAAGCCUUACUCAAAGCCGUAGCCCUGAAUUGAGGGGACAGAGUAAAAGCCGGGCCCGAAGCCGCAGCCCUGAAAUGGGGGGACGGAGCAAGAGCCGUCCGCCAAGCAGGUCCCGAAGCAGGAGUGUGAGUCGUGGCCAGAGCUAUGGACAGUCCCGCAGUAUAAGCAGAGCAAAGAGUGUUGGUCCACACAAGAGUAGGAGCCGCAGUGUCAGUACCAGCAGUAGUAGCAGUAGCAGCAGUAGCAGGAGCAGCAAGGGAGGCGCUAAUAAGAUAAAGAAGAUGAGCAGGUUCAAGGAGCUGGAGUUGGCCCGUCGCCACAAAGAGAUGGAAGACAUGAACAUGCCCACAAAGUCCAUCCUGAAGAGGCGCAUGGACUCGGAGACUGACUCCCCCCCAUUUGUGCAGAACAGUGAUUCUCCAAGAGUUACCCCUGGUGCUGAGGCAGAGCGUCUCCUCUCAGCUAUGAAAGGCAUGGACCCUAACAUGUUGGCCACCAUGCUGGGAGAACUGAGAGAUGACCCACGCAUGGCCCAGGGCAGACUUGAUCCCAGUGGGAUUGCAGGGAUCCUUGGCUUGUUGGGGGAUGCAUCUGCACCGCAAGAGGAGAAAAGGAAGAGGGUACCAGACAUUGAUGAUGAGGAGAAGUUCCUUUAUGGCGAUGAAGAUGAUCUAGAGAAGGGCAGGUCUCAGACUCCAGCAGGAGUUCCCCGUCAACAACACAGUCUGUCAGAGCUCUAUGGUGAUAUUAUGAGUGAGCCGGCAAGCUAUGGCGCCUCACAGCACCUAGAGGCCCAUCCUGGUAUUGUCGAUCAGCGAAGCUCUCGUCAGCAACAGGUGGACAUGAGGUAUCAGCAUCAAAGCAGGUCCUCUGCCACCCCUGACCAUAAGAUCAAGGUUGAAGAGCCUAAUGACUACCCACUAGGAACAGGACCACUGGAAGGGAAGGAGAGCCAAGACGUGGAGGAGUACGAGAAGAUCCAGGACCUCCUCAAAACCAUUGGGCUGGAUCUGGGGGUGACGGAGAUCAGCAAGAUGGCUGCCAGGACUCAGGAGCGUCUGCAUGGAAAGAGGCCCCCUCCGAAACCCCCUUCCCCUUGUCCUGGGAGGAGGCGGGGCCACCGUGACUCUUCAAGAAGCUCAGGCAGGGGCAUGCAUAAUAGCCACAGUGGGAGCAGCUCCAGCAGUGGUAGCAGUCGUAGCGAAAGCAACAGCCCGAGUCGUAGCAGGAGCCUAAGCAGCAGCCUUGAUAACAGAAGGAGCCAGAAGAAGUCACCCCCAUCUGACAGAUGCAGCACCCAUGGGAAGACUCGAGGCGGCGGGGAGGUGAAGACUGAAACUACUCCAGUGACACCCACCCACCCUUCUAUCUCGAUUCCUGCCUACGCCCAAGCCCAGUCACAUGGUCUGGUUCCACCCAACUAUCCACCUCAUGGCUUUGGGCAGUAUGGGAACUGGCCGUACAUGCCCCAACAGUGGCCGAUGUACCCACCUCCAUCUAUGGGCAUGCUUCCUCAAUCUCCCAUUGAAGAUUUUCCGAAAGCCCCGCCGUUUGACAGACCAUACUUGAAUGUCAUCCAGCCAGAGUUACACCAGGGGGGUGAAAGAAAAGCAUCAUCAAAGAUGGCCGCUCAGGAUAAUGGCAAGGACAGGAGGGUUUUAGAAGAGAGAAAUAAUGAAAGCCAAAAACAAAAGGUUCUUGAAGAACGUGAAAAACUGAGAAGAGACCGAGACAUCCGCAUGAAGAAGAAAGAUUAUCUCAUGAAGGAACUGGAGAGAUUGCGAAAACAGCAAGGGGAACUGCUGCGCAAAAAGCGGCGUGAAAAGGAUGGCCAUAAGGACCCGUUACUGUCAGAGAUCAGUCGGCUCCAGGAAGAGGUCAUGUCUCAGAUUGCUGUGCUCCGCAACGAGCACGAGGUAGCAGAGAAGAAACGAUGCGAGCUUGACAAAGUGGCUCUUAUUCUCGGUCUACAACCAACUGACAAGCCCCGGCGAGAGGGUAGGGCUUCUGGAGACCUUGAGCAUCCAACACACCCACCACCUCCAGACAAGGAGAAGAAACAGGAGCGCGCUCGCAGCCGAGAGGUAUCACCUGGGGUCCAGGCCUCUGUCAAGGCAGCAUCAUUGUCCUUAAGAGCCUCUACUAAGAAAUCCCCAGCCAGUACCCAGCCUCCUGAGCAUCCAGCAGACCUGUUUGAAUACUAUGACGCUGGGAACCACUGGUGCAAAAGCUGCAAUGUCACUUGUGGAUCCAUGUUCGAUUUUUUCACACACUUGCACAGCAAAUCGCACCGAAAGACUCAGGAUCCUUACAAUCGACCAUGGACGUCAAGUUCCUCCAACAAUGAGAUUAAUAAGAUUUACUCUUCAGGGGAGAAAAUGACUAAACCUGCUAAAGGAUCAGAGUUUUUGGUGCCUGUGAGGGGAUAUUAUUGCCAGCUGUGCGAGGAGUUUUACGGGGAUGCAAUUUGUGCUGAAGAUCAUGCCACGAGUCAUACUCACAAUGAGAAAUACAAGAAACGAAUGUAUGAGUAUCCACUCUACGAACAGAGAAGGAACCUGGAUCGUCAGGCUGGACUCACGUUGGAAGUUGGUGACAAAAAGCACUCGGAGUUCAAACGCAAACACGAAGAGGAAGAAUCCAAAAAGAGCAAAGAGAAGGAGGAAGGGAAACAUAAACGCAGCAAAAAGGACAAGGGAAAGGACAAUGAGAAGUUCAAACACAUGGAGAAAGAGGGGAAGGUGAAGCACAGCAAAAAGGAGAAGUACAAAUAUUACAAGAGGGAGGAGGAGGAGGAGGAAGAGAGGGCCAAGUAUAGCAAAAAAGAGGAAGACGAGAGGUCUUUGUACAGCAAGAAAGAGGAGAGAUAUAAACAUAGCAAGGAGGGGGAAGAGUGGCCCAAGUACAGUAAGAAGGAUGAAGAGAGAUACAAGCAUAGAGAGGAGGAGGAGGAGUGGUUAAGAAAUCGCAGGGAGGAGGAAGAGAGGCCUAGGUCUAGCAGGGUAGAGGAGAGACCCAAGUUUAGUUGGAGGCAUAAUGAGGAGGAGGAAGACCGGUCCAGAUAUGGUAAGGGGAAAGAGCCCAACCCCAAAUAUAGCAAGAAAGAGGAGGCGAGGUAUAGAUCAGAGAGGGAGGAUGGGAAACCUAAGAAUGAAAAGGAGGAAAGACAAUCAAGGAAAGACCAGGGUGAGCUUCAAAGGGAAGAUGAGAAGUCAGGAUCUAGAAAGCAGUCUGAGCCUGAGAAACCCGGUGAGCCUCCCAAAGUGUUCUGUGGGCCUAAUCCAGCAUUGAGAGCAAAGCUGCGCAAGAAAAGUGAGGAAACAACCAAAGUAGAGCCAAAGGCUCCGUCUGCUUUUGGAAAGUUCAGUUGGAAGAAAAAACUAGAAAAUGAGCUUGCGAAGGAGGCCGAGAGAGUGGCUGCUGAGUUCCUGAAGGAAGAUGAGGCAGAUGCUGAAGAGGAUGACGACCCGGAUGCGUUUUCAAAGUCUGUGGCUGCAGCCAAGAGCAUUGCUAUCAAGCUGUCAGGGAAGACAGUCAUCCCCCCAACUAACACAUGGGUACCCUUCAACUCUGGGAAAAUACGCCCAAACCUUCCUGCUCCCUCCGUGGUCCUGAGAAAGUCCUCCGGACUUGGGCCCUGGGUCUAUGCUAAACCGGCCCCUCUCAACACCUUACCCUCUAUCAGACCACCCGGUGCCAGCGGAGAAAUGCCUCUGCCUGUCAUACAGAACCAGCCUAUAAAGGACCCUGUACUGGCAGCAGACAUCAUUUCCAAGGCGUUCUGUGGUGAGGAACUGGAGUCAGCAGAUGGCACCUGGAAGCCAGGUCCCCAUUUUACACCAGACAAAAAGAAAGCUUCCACAAUGGAGUCUGUUAGUCAAGCCCCCACAUCCACUCCUUCAGCAGUGAUGUCGGAGUUCAAGACUCCCCUGCCUCCCCCGCCUGUCCUGAUAAUGAUGACCAUGGAGUCGGAUGUAUCUGCACCAGGAGUCCCUGAGAGUGAGCAGAAUGUCCCAGUGAUGGUCACACCCCCUCCUUUCAUGCAGAGACCCCCAAGUGAGGUGAUGAAGAAAUCAGAAAAACCGAAGUCUAGCCUAGCUGCCGCAAAAGCACAAGAUUUAUUUGACAUAUUUUAUAGCAGCAGUACCACAUCCACCGCCAGCACUGCCAUGUCCACUAAAGCAGUCAUAGAGUCCAAAGCUGCUCCGAAUUACUUAAAGAACAGCGAAACCUUGGAGGCUACGGCCCCACAAACAGAGCAAAUCCAACCUGAGCUCCCAGCUCUUGACAACAGUAACACCAUUGAAACUGACACAAAGGAGUCAAUGGAGACUGAGCGUGGGUCUGACCCACAGCCCAAGGAAGAUGCACCUGAGAAUGCCCCCAUACAAUUAAAUAACCCAUCAGAUACUCUGGGUAUCUCAACAGAGACCCUGGAUCUCCCAACAGAAGUGCUGGGCUUAGAUCUGUUUGAUUUAAAUUUUGAUUAACAGCUCCCACCAGAACGCAGGCCACUGGAGGGUGGGUAUUUUAGGUAGUUGAUGGGAUUAGGGUGUACAUUAGAGGGGAACAAAUAGUAACCAACACAUCCCUCUGAUUAGAAAACUAAGCCCUGUUGCCUUGUGCAGGUUGAUGUUGAUUGUCAUGAAUCUUGCCCUGAAGGCAGAACUGAGUGAUUUCCAUUAGAUGGGCCAAGUGCAAAGUCAUAAUUGGCUAUAUUGUAAAAAUGUAAGGUUAUAUAUUAUGACUUUGUGGCUGUGCCACCUAGUGACCACUGCAGAGUUGCCUCCAGUACAUAAAUCAUCCCAAUAAAUGCCAACCUGCGUAAUUUAGUGGCCCGAGCAGGCAGCUCGAACUUGAAUGGAUAAGGAAAUGAAACUUCCACUGAAAGAUAUGAGACAUUCUUAAGUGAUGAAUCUUCAGAAAUGUUGAAGCUUGUGCUGCAGUUCUUUUUGUGUUGAAUAAUUUCUUCAUUCAUUCAUCUCAACUUUUCUUUACUUAAGGUAACGUACAGUACCAUGCUUAUUGAUUACUAUAGUUUUGUGUGUAUCCAUGUUCAGCCUCUUAAGCAAGUAGUUAUUUUCUCUUUAAAUGAUUGAAUGGUAUUUUAAUACAGGAACGAGAGAAAAAGUUCAAAGAAAACAGAAUUUGGUAAGGUAGUGCAGCAUGGACCAAAAUAUCUGAACAAUGUUUUCUUUUACAAUUGUGCCAUGUAAUAUCUGUCACUCUUCACAGCACCCUCCAGAAAAGAAGAUGUGGAUAUAUAACCUUGGAAUUAUAGCUCCUUUAAAAAAAAAAAUUGAACUUUCCAUUGGUUCACUGACUGUACUAUGCGCAAUGCUAUUCUGUGUUAGUUAGUGAAAAUAAUCAAACUGGUUGUCCCUUUUAACUGUUAUUGCUGAAGUAGAAUUCAAAUAAAUGUCAGUGACCACAA
Messenger RNA from Oncorhynchus masou masou (cherry salmon), 8205 nucleotides. Its product is annotated as zinc finger protein 318-like. The transcript has 10 exons. The record is from RefSeq and is a predicted model, not a curated record. The coding region runs from base 2138 to 7261 and encodes 1707 amino acids. NCBI's taxonomy places the organism in Eukaryota, Metazoa, Chordata, Actinopteri, Salmoniformes, Salmonidae. Gene Ontology annotation, biological process: negative regulation of DNA-templated transcription; positive regulation of DNA-templated transcription. Gene Ontology annotation, cellular component: nucleoplasm. Gene Ontology annotation, molecular function: zinc ion binding; nucleic acid binding.